CUCAGUCACUGUGCUAGUGCUGGCUGUAGUGACGUGCCCGCGCCUGGCUCUCUGUGUGGGAGUGUGCCCUGCACCUGGCUCCAGUCUCCCAGGGAUGUGCAGAGAAUGGUGAGCCCUGGCUCCUGUGUGCUCCACUACUCCUUCCCUCCUCAGACAGCCGCAUCUUCCUAGGAUACAGGAGCUGCAGCAGGACCAGGCAUGUACUGGCACUCCUCUCUGCCUUACUUAGGAUUGCUGGCACUCAGCGGCGGUGAUAUAGAUCGUCCUGAAGCUGUGCUGUGUUCCCAGCUGUCUGUGAGAAGAGGCUACUUUUUAGUAGCGGUCGCUGCUUCUGUAUCUCCGCUGGGCCGGCCGAUUCCUCAGAUCGCUACUUAGGUCAGAAAACCUCUCGGUAGGUGCAGUAGACACGGUCCGGAGAUCAACUUCUCUUCUGUAUGCUUGCAGGCAAUCGUUCCUCAGAGGUGGUACUGCAUAUCACGGUGUGCUGGGCGCAGAUUUCCUAAAUAUAAGAACAUCAUUGCACAGAUGAAUGACCUACAAGAUGGCCAUAUAAAAAGCCCUUUGAACAAAAGCCACUUUAAAUAACUAGAUUUUCUGAUGAAUGAAAACUGAUUUCCGUUGAUCUUAUUCAGAUGAGCAGGGCUGUCUGGAUGCACAGGAGAACACAAAGACUGAAGAAGUCCUGAAGAUUGAUGGAGGGCCAUGCUAUUCAAACAGCAGGCGUUGCUGAGACAGAAGCUUUUGGUGCUAGGCAGCCUUGCUGUUGGAAGUCUCCUAUAUCUAGUUGCCAGAGUUGGGAGCUUGGAUAGGCUGCCGCCAAUUUGUUCAGUCGAAGGUAGAUUCAGUCCACAAAAUCAGGAUGCAAUCACUCUUCGUGCUAUGCAGUAUAAAAGAGGACUCUUACAUGAAUUCCGUAAAGGAAAUGCGACUAAAGAGCAAAUUCUCCUACAUAACUUGGUCCAGCAGCUACCAAAGGCGAUCAUUAUUGGUGUGAGAAAAGGAGGAACUCGAGCCUUACUUGAAAUGUUAAAUCUCCAUCCAGCUGUGGUGAAGGCCUCUCAAGAAAUUCAUUUUUUUGACAAUGAUGAGAACUACGCAAAGGGUAUUGAGUGGUACAGAAAAAAGAUGCCCUUCUCCCAUGCUCACCAAAUAACUAUAGAGAAAAGUCCUGCCUACUUUAUCACAGAUGAGGUCCCUGAAAGGAUUUAUAAAAUGAACUCCUCUAUUAAGUUACUCAUAAUUGUUAGAGAGCCAACGACAAGAGCCAUUUCUGACUAUACACAGGUGUUGGAGGGCAAGGAAAGGAAAAAUAAGACCUACUACAAGUUUGAAAAAAUGGCUAUGGACCCAAAUACCUGUGAGGUGAACACUAAGUACAAGGCAGUGAGGACCAGUAUCUAUACAAAGCAUCUGGAAAGAUGGUUGAAGUAUUUUCCUAUUGAACAGUUCCACAUAGUUGACGGGGAUCGGCUAAUCACCGAACCACUGCCAGAACUGCAGCUGGUAGAAAAAUUUCUUAAUCUGCCACCCAGGAUAAGUCAAUACAACCUAUACUUUAAUGCUACCAGAGGUUUCUAUUGUUUGCGGUUUAAUGUUGUCUUUAACAAGUGCCUGGCUGGUAGCAAGGGGCGCAUCCAUCCUGAGGUCGAUCCCUCAGUCAUUACCAAAUUGCACAAGUUCUUUCAUCCUUUUAAUCAGAAGUUUUACCAGAUCACUGGGAGAACAUUUAACUGGCCCUAACGACUACUAUUUUCUACAACACUAUGUGUUGCACAUUGCUUUCAGUAAAGUCUAUAAUAGGACAAUUAUGCACUUUUCUUGGACACCUUGAAUAGAAAAAAAAAUUAAUUUCUUGAGAAAAAUUAAUUUAUGUAUAUGACCAAAUAUUUAAAGGAAACCGUUUCUAUUGAAAAAGAAACAGAUCCCUUCCUUAUAUAUACUGAAAGUACGAUUAGCAUUCUAACAAAAUGGAAAUUUCACUUUAAAAUUUCAGACAAUAAGAAUAGUGGCAAUGUUUCCUACAGAAAAGAUCAGCAUUCCAUUAUAUCACUUACCCACAGAUGCCUCAAUAAAACAUGUAUGUAUAAUCGUAAACUAGCCAUAUAGGUACCCAUAGGUAUUAGAUCAGUGUCACUUAAUGCAACAGAUUUCAACAGGAUCAGCACAGAGUUCAUGUACAUGGGUGCCUUCAGGUGUCUGCUCCAUUUUUCAGCCUAAAGGGGUUGUCUAGCGAUACAAAGAUUUUUGCAAAUGGGACAGGCUGACAAACAAAAACACACACAGAAAAUACCCAAUCAUUGGUCCCAGAGGUAACCCGGCUUGGGUUGAGUUGGGGACCAGGAAGUGGAGAUCUGCAGUGAAUGUUGGAAUUGCAGUAGUAGGGGAUUGGUCAAGUAAGUAACCAGCAACGGGUCCUGCUGGCCUUUAUUGAUACAUCUCUUCUUAUACCCACACAAAGAGACAUCUACCAUAAUAAGUGAGCUUGUCCCUGUCUCCCUCUUUCAUACAGCCCAUAGUUUGGGCAUCAUAAAAACACUAGAAAUAGACAUUUAGAUAAUAUUUUAUUCAUAUGAACAUUUAGCUUUCAGCAGCAUGAUAUGUAGACCCAAAAGGCAACCCCAGGCAUUCGCUAAUACUAUCUGCUCUUGUCCAUUUUUGCCCUAGCUAUAUAGAAUGCAAAGCUAUUGCUGCGUUAUGUGACUGCAGACUUCCUUUCACCUCCACAGACAAAAGCAUGCAAGCUUAGUUGGAUUCCGUGUUGAAUCCACUUAAAAUCCAGGUGAAAAGCACAUCCUUCUGUUUUCUAAGAGAAAUCAAACUGUAAUUCUUACAGUGCAAUUUUUUUCCAUUGCAAACAUAAAAAAUGUGGGUUCCAUGUAGAAGCUGCAUCAAGUAGCCUGGGUGAGUAUUAGCCACAUUAAAUAGGCAUAAUCUACAUCAUACAAGCUGCAAAUACAGAGCAGAACUUAAAGGGAUACUCCCACCCUAGAUAUCUUAUCCCCUAUCCAAAGGAUAGGGGAUAAGAUGUCUGAUUGCGGGGGUCCCGCCGCUGGGGACCCCCGCAAUGUUGCAUGUGGCAUCCACCUGUUUCUAGGGUCUAGGUCGCGUCAUGGUAACGGAAGUCUGUGAUGUCAGGACUCCGCCCCAUGUGACGUCACUCCCCGUCCCCUCAAUGCAAAUCUAUGGGAGGGGGACGUCACGCCCCCUCCCAUAGACUUGCAUUGAGGGGAUGGGGCGUGACGUCACACAGGGGCGGAGUCCUGACGUCACGGACUUCCGUUCCCGUGGUCGUGACCCAGACCCUCCAGUGUUUCCGGACAAGAAACAGGUGGGUGCUGCAUGCAACAUUGCGGGGGUUCCCAGCGGCUGGAACCCCACGAUCAGACAUCUUAUCCCCUAUCCUUUGGAUAGGGGAUAAGAUGUCUAGGGUGGCAGUACCCCUUUAAGGAGCAUGUUUAUGGAAAGGCAUUUCAGAUUUCACAUUAGAUUGAAUGGUGUUCAUUCUCCUACACACAAUGUCUGCCUUAAAGGGGUUGUUCUAAAAUUAACACUUAAUAGAAGAUAAUUGUAUGAGUGCAAUCACUGGGACCUUCUACAAUCUACAGAACGGGGUUCCCAAAGAAUGGGCCCAUGUGCUUUCACUUCAUUUACUUGCUAUGGGACUACCAAAGAUAGGCUAAGUGUAUUUUCACUUAUGCAGAUGAGUACUGGCUGUCUUUGAUAGUCCUAUAGACAAUGAAUGGUGCAGCAGUGUGCAUGCCCAUCUGCAGCUUCAUUCUGACAGUAGCAUUUGGAACCUUGUUCACAAGAUUGGUGGAAGUUACAGUGGUCGGGUCACACAUCCCCUAUCCUUUGGGCGGGGAAAAGCGUUAAUGGUGCCACAAAUCCUUUAAAACUACAUUGUGAAGACUCAAGCAUACACGUUGAUAUGCAUGUAGGCAUAAAGAGUAUAGUCAGACUACAUUGGCAAAAGCUAAUUUUAAAGCAAUAUAUAAUAACAUUUGGUUAAAUAAACCUAUGUAAGCCAUUUACUCAUGAUCACUUAGCUUACAAUGACUAAUAGUUCCCAUAGAUAAAAAGAAUAUUGACAGUACUACCAGAAUAGACUACUACUCAAUGUAAUACUUUUAUUUAUUGGUGGAAAGAUCAACGGGACAUACAUAGUUUUUCAACACUGACACAACAUGCAGUCCUCCAGUUUAAGUGUGUUUUGCCUUUAAUGAUCCUACUACCAACUUUGGAAUGAAUAUUAAAGGGCAUGCACAUACAAUGCAUUUAAAAAGUUUUCACUUUUUUCACAAAUUGUUAUGUUUGAAAAAUAAAAUAAAAAAAUCCCCUUGUGAUUCUGCACUUGAUACUCCAUAAUAACAAAGUAAAAACGGAAUGUUAGAAAAUAAUUUAUAAAAAAUAAACAUGCCAAUGUAAUAUUUUAGUUGUUUAAGUAUUCAACCCCAUAGUACUAAAUUCAAGCUCCUUUGACUACUUUGGCUGUAAUUACAGCCUCCAGUCUUUUUGGGUAUAAUGACAAAAGGUUUGCACACCCGGAUUUGGGGAUUUUCUGUCAUUAUUCACUGCAGAACCACUCAAGUUCUGUCAAGUUGGAUGGAGACAGUGGGAGGACAGCCAUUUUCAGAUAUCUCCAGAGGUUUUCCAUUAGGUUUAAUUCAGAGCUGUGGUUGAGCCACUCAAGGACAUUCUAAGUUGUCUCUGCUGUGUGCUUAGGGUCUUGUUGGAAGGUGAACCUUUGGCCCAUAUAUGGCACAGAGCACUCUAUGUUUUAUUAACAAUAUGUCUGAAGGAAAGUUGAAAAGAGAAAAGUACAACCAUGACCAGUCCCUUUUUGCCAGCCAUUAAAAAAAACACCCCUACAAUAUGUUUGCUGUCAACAGCAUGCUUCAUGUAGGGAUGGUAUUGGGCAGGUGAUAAGCAGUGGCUGGUUUCCUCCAAACACAACGCUUAGAACUGAGGCCAAUAAGUUCAAUCCUGGUUUCAUCAGACUAUAGUUUCUCAUAGUCUAAGAGUCCCUGCAGUGAUUGUUAACCUUCUCAAAAGUUUCUUCCAUUUGCACUUUGAACCUCAGCCAAAGUGACCAUUGGGCUCUUGCUUAUAUUUGUUACUAAGGUUUUUCUCCCCUGAUUAUUUAAAUUAACAAUUUUGGAAAGUUCUUCGGUACAUUCAGUGCAGCAGAUAUUUUUUUGUACCCAUCUCCAGACCUAUGCCUCCACACAAUCCUGUAUCUGAUCUCUAUAGGCAGUACUUUCCAUAUCAUGGCUUGGUUUAUUUUAUCUGAUAUGAAUUGUCAACUGUGAGACCUUUAAUGGACAGGGGUCUGUCAAAUCAGAUCCAAGCAUCUAAAUUAACCACUACAAUGUAGGUGCAGAAACAUCUCAGAGACAGUCAAGAGAUAUAGGAGUCCCACAGAUCUAAGCAUCAAAGCAAAGUGUCUGAAUAUUUGUUCAUGCAAAGUAUUUUCUUCAUGGGGCAUUAGGUGCAGAAUUGGAAGGACUUGAUAUUUUUGAUUCUUUGGCACAAGCCUUCAACAAAACAUGACAAAAAGUGAACGGAUCUGAAAACUUUCUGAAAGCAUUAUAUUUGCACUGAUUUAUUUUAUUUUUUUUACUUUACAAAUGGAUCGACAAUUAAAAAUAUAAACAAACUCUUGAUGUACAAUAUGGUACCACUAUGUAUCUCCAUUGUUCCUGGCAACAACCAAUCAUUGUGUAGUCUGAUCCCCGGUCACAUUUCCAUCCUUUCAUUACCUACUCCUUGCUAACCUUUUAAUAUACAUUAGCAGGAGGUAGGGGACAAAUUAAAGGGAGCAUGACCAGCCGGGUCAGACUACACAGGGUCUACUUCUAGUAUUUUACCAAGGAGACUUACAGGUCUUCAUAGGAGCUGUAGAUACAAAAGGAGUUUUUUUUUUUUGGAUGCAUUGGAGCAAUAAGAAUAGAUGACUUUUCCUUUGCAUUCCAAAUAGCUUUGGAUUUCUUUUUAAAAGUAUAUGUAAGAAAGCACAAACAGUUUUUUAUUUUGACUGAACACACUUCGUAAUGAUUGUGGAUAACAAUGCUUCUCCAGCCCAUGCAAACAGUUCUCCCCAAACAGUAUUUAAUGCAAACAAGAGUAGAGUGUAUAAUAGAAAUUUAAAUACAAAAUAAUAUAUGCUGUGUACAUCAAACACAAAAACCAGAAGCAUCCAUUAGGAAUAAAAGACAUGACUUUAUAUGCAAUGCAUUCUAGCUGAAAGAAGUUUUCUAUAUAUACAUAGAGAUUACACUGAGUUAGAUCGGUCUACGAGAGAUAUAUACAAAUGAAGCAGCAGGUUUCUAUAACUUACUGUCUGUUUCAUUAAAGGGGUACUCCGGCGCUAAGACAUCUUAUCCCCUAUCCAAAGGAUAGUGGAUAAUAUGCCUGAUCGUGGGGGUCCCACCGCUGGGGACCCCCGUGAUCUUCCACACCGCACCCCGUUAGAAUCAGCCCCCGGGCAUUAUCCCUUUAAGAUACUAAGCCUUUACUGUCAAAAGAUUCUACUAUUUUCAUAUAAAUAAAUCAGUGCUCGUCUUAUUCUUGUUCCAAAGUUACUGUGGUGAAUUUGCACUAUAAUUUCUUGUACAGGUACCCGUCACUUGUAGCAUGUUGACAAAAAGAAAAAGAAGCCCAGCUAUCCCCCUCAAUGCGUAUUUGUCAAAAGAGACGUUCUGUAAAUAAUGUAUAUUUUAUUGUACAUACUGUUUCACAUUAAGUAAUUAUAUUUUGUAAAACUGAGUAUGACUCAACUUUAAAUUAUUGUGAGAAGUUUUAUUGUGGUAACUUAAAAUGGAAUGAAUUAAAAUCACUAAAUGUGGA
Hyla sarda is the source of this 6846-nucleotide messenger RNA. It is a transcript of the gene HS3ST5, whose product is annotated as heparan sulfate-glucosamine 3-sulfotransferase 5. The coding region runs from base 703 to 1740 and encodes 345 amino acids. Gene Ontology annotation, molecular function: [heparan sulfate]-glucosamine 3-sulfotransferase activity. The transcript is spliced from 5 exons. The record is from RefSeq and is a predicted model, not a curated record. NCBI's taxonomy places the organism in Eukaryota, Metazoa, Chordata, Amphibia, Anura, Hylidae.